AUGUCGGACCCAAACUCGUUGACGAAUUGUCGCUUCUACGAAGAAAAAUACCCGGAAAUCGAGAGUUUUGUCAUGGUGAAUGUCAAACAGAUCGCAGAAAUGGGCGCCUAUGUCAAGCUUCUAGAAUACGAUAAUAUCGACGGCAUGAUCCUCCUCUCCGAACUCUCUCGAAGACGUAUCAGAUCCAUACAGAAACUCAUCCGUAUUGGUCGCAAUGAAGUCGUGGUGGUCUUGCGAGUAGAUAAAGAGAAGGGUUAUAUCGACCUGUCCAAACGAAGAGUCUCCGCGGAAGACAUUGUGCGCUGUGAGGAACGGUACAACAAGAGCAAGUCAGUCCAUUCCAUCAUGCGACACGUUGCCGAAAAGACGAAAACGCCCAUCCUGAAGUUAUACGAGGAUAUUGGCUGGCCGCUGAACCGGAAAUACGGCCACGCCAACGAUGCUUUCAAGCUCUCCAUCACAAACCCCGAUGUGUGGAAUGACGUGAAAUUCCCCAACGACGUCGUCAAGGAGGAAUUUCUGUCGUACAUCGGCAAGAAACUGACGCCGCAUCCGACAAAAGUACGAGCCGACGUGGAGGUGACAUGUUUCAAGUACGACGGCAUCGAUGCUGUCAAGGAAGCACUGAGACAAGCCGAGGCAAGGAAUUCUGCGGAAACACAAGUCAAGGUCAAGUUGGUCUCUCCGCCACACUAUGUCCUGACCAGCCAGUGCUUGGACAAAGGGAUGGGCAUUCAAUUGCUCGAGCAAGCAAUCAAGGAUAUCGAUGACAACAUCAAGGAGGCAGGGGGUGCUUGUGUGGUAAAAAUGGCGCCUAAGGCCGUGACAGAGCAUGAUGAUGCCGAACUGCAGGCACUGAUGGACAAGAGAGCGCGCGAGAACGAGGAGGUCAGCGGUGAUGAAGACGUGAGCGAAAGCGAUGAGGGGCCAGAGGUUGCCUAA
Molecule: messenger RNA, 942 nt
Organism: Cladophialophora psammophila CBS 110553
Lineage: Eukaryota; Fungi; Ascomycota; Eurotiomycetes; Chaetothyriales; Herpotrichiellaceae
Product: translation initiation factor 2 subunit 1
Exons: 2
Coding region: 1-942 (313 amino acids)
Cellular component (GO): multi-eIF complex; eukaryotic translation initiation factor 2 complex; eukaryotic 48S preinitiation complex
Molecular function (GO): ribosome binding; translation initiation factor activity; RNA binding
Source: RefSeq, a predicted model, not a curated record